CCUGUCAUCAGGAAGACAAGUGGUGGGCGAGGCUUACAGUCGCACCUAGCUGGCUGAGAGCCUCCACCCUGCCGGUGAACGUAAACUUUCAGUAGUUGGAAAACAUUCUGCGCAUCUCCGGGUCAGCUGGACAGGGUUCUGGAGCCAGAACCAGAACUCUCCGGAUUGGACCGGAACCACCUGCUGGUGUCCGCUCAGAACCCAGCUGUUUGUUGGAACUCUGGAUCCCGCCAUGAGGGGGCGCUCUGCUGGUCUGUCUCUCCUCCUCCCCCUCACCAUCUUCAGCCUCUUCAUUGGAAGAGUGUCGGGGUUCAAGAUCUGCUCGUACAACGUGCAGAAUUUUACUCUCUCCAAAGCAUCUGACCUACGAAUGUUGCACACGUUUACACGGGUUGUGUCUCGCUGUGACAUCUGUCUCUUGCUGCAUGUGGUCGAUCCAGACAGGAAGGCCAUCAAAGCUCUCCUGUCGAACCUCAGCAGGUACAAUCGUGAUCGUUACCUUUCGGUGGCCAGUGAAGGUCUGGGGAACUCUCCCGGUGACAUGCAGCAGUACGUGUUCAUCUACAGAGCCCACAGCGUGAAGGUGACGGGUCAGUAUCAGUACACAGGACAGCCCUUCGUCAGGCCGCCGUUCGUGGUUCGAUUCAGCAGCAACAAAACGGCCAUCCCGGAGUUUAUCCUGAUCCCGCUGCACAGCGACCCAGACCAGGCUGUCCAGGAGAUCGAUGGGCUCUAUGACGUGUUUGUGGAAGUCAGCACCCAGUGGAACAACACGAAUGUGAUGUUCCUGGGUGACUUCCACGCCGGCUGUGCCUAUGUGACUCGGAGCGACAGGAAGGAUAUCCGACUUUACUCAGAUUCCAGUUUCUCCUGGUUGAUCGGAGACCGAGAGGACACCACAGUUAAUGACAUCACCAACUGUGCAUUUGACAGGAUCGUGGUGCACGGACAGACGUUCCUAAAGGCGAUCCAACCAUUUUCUGGCAAAGUCUUUAACUUUGGUCGAGAGUUCAAACUCCCACAGAGAAAAGUCCUGGAGAUGAGCGACCACUUCCCAAUAGAGGUGACACUAAAAAGCCCCGCCCUCCUUCUUCAGGCCACGCCCCCGCUGAUCUUCCUCUGCAUCUCUGUGAUCGUGCAGUGCUUCCUCUGAUCUGUGAUCGUCUGAUUCGGUCCUGAAAGUUGAAACUCUGAAAAAUGUUUUUUUUUUUCCUGCUCUGAUU
Molecule: messenger RNA, 1223 nt
Organism: Nothobranchius furzeri (turquoise killifish)
Lineage: Eukaryota; Metazoa; Chordata; Actinopteri; Cyprinodontiformes; Nothobranchiidae
Product: deoxyribonuclease-1-like 2
Biological process (GO): DNA catabolic process
Cellular component (GO): nucleus
Molecular function (GO): deoxyribonuclease I activity; DNA binding
Source: RefSeq, a predicted model, not a curated record